Molecule: messenger RNA, 2851 nt
Organism: Anopheles moucheti
Lineage: Eukaryota; Metazoa; Arthropoda; Insecta; Diptera; Culicidae
Product: elongation factor 1-alpha-like
Exons: 4
Coding region: 340-1728 (462 amino acids)
Biological process (GO): translational elongation; translation
Molecular function (GO): GTPase activity; translation elongation factor activity; GTP binding
Source: RefSeq, a predicted model, not a curated record
CGUGCGCUGGUGCAGUUUCGUCCUUCUUCUAGUGCUGCUUUGCUAGAAGAGUUUGCCCGUCCGUGUCAGUGUGCGUGUGUGUACGUGUGUUUGUGUGCAUUUGACCUUACCGAUUGUGCACCGAGAAGGGCCGCAAAUCUAUUUUCGGCAAAUCGUACGAGUGAGCGAGCGUUUGAGAAGUGUGUCCCCCCUCGGCAUCAUCAAAACAAAGCACCAGAAAACGGAUAUCGUUCAAGAAAAACGAAGCGUCUAGAGAGCGUGUGUGUGAGAGAGAGAUUGAGUUUUAGUUGGAUUCUAUAGUUUUGUUUUGAGGCCAGCAGAGGAACGUAAGAAGCCAGGAUGGGUAAGGAGAAGACUCAUAUUAACAUCGUCGUCAUCGGUCACGUCGACUCCGGCAAGUCGACCACCACCGGUCACCUGAUCUACAAGUGCGGCGGUAUCGACAAGCGUACGAUCGAGAAGUUCGAGAAGGAAGCGCAGGAGAUGGGCAAGGGUUCGUUCAAGUAUGCCUGGGUGCUGGACAAGCUGAAGGCAGAGCGUGAGCGUGGUAUCACGAUCGAUAUCGCGCUGUGGAAGUUCGAGACGGCCAAGUACUACGUGACGAUCAUCGACGCCCCUGGACAUCGCGAUUUCAUCAAGAACAUGAUCACCGGUACGUCGCAGGCUGACUGUGCCGUGCUGAUCGUUGCCGCCGGUACCGGCGAGUUCGAGGCCGGUAUCUCCAAGAACGGCCAAACGCGCGAGCACGCCCUGCUGGCGUUCACGCUCGGCGUCAAGCAGCUGAUCGUCGGUGUGAACAAGAUGGACUCAACCGAUCCGCCGUACCACGAGGCACGCUACGAGGAAAUUAAGAAGGAGGUGUCCUCGUACAUCAAGAAGAUCGGUUACAAUCCGGCCUCGGUUGCGUUCGUGCCGAUCUCGGGCUGGCACGGGGACAACAUGCUCGAACCGUCGGACAAGAUGCCGUGGUUCAAGGGAUGGGCCGUCGAGCGCAAGGAGGGCAAGGCUGAGGGCAAGACGCUGAUCGAAGCCCUGGACAACAUUCUGCCGCCGUCGCGCCCCACCGACAAGCCACUCCGUCUGCCGCUGCAGGACGUCUACAAAAUCGGUGGUAUCGGUACGGUACCGGUCGGUCGUGUUGAAACCGGCGUCCUGAAGCCAGGUAUGGUGGUUGUUUUCGCCCCGGUAAACAUCACCACUGAGGUGAAGUCGGUCGAAAUGCACCACGAGGCACUGUCCGAAGCGCUGCCCGGCGAUAACGUCGGCUUCAACGUUAAGAACGUGUCGGUGAAGGAGUUGCGCCGUGGUUAUGUUGCCGGUGACUCCAAGGCUAGCCCACCAAAGGGUGCCUCCGAUUUUACUGCUCAGGUCAUCGUCCUGAAUCACCCGGGUCAGAUUUGCAACGGCUAUACGCCGGUGCUCGAUUGCCACACCGCUCACAUCGCGUGCAAGUUUGCGGAAAUCAAGGAGAAGUGUGAUCGCCGUUCCGGCAAGGUGACGGAGGAAAACCCGAAGUCGAUCAAGUCCGGCGAUGCUGCCAUCGUCAACCUGGUGCCAAGCAAGCCGCUGUGCGUCGAAAGCUUCCAGGAGUUCCCGCCGCUCGGCCGUUUCGCCGUGCGUGACAUGCGUCAGACGGUGGCGGUCGGCGUCAUCAAGUCGGUCAACUUUAAGGAGGCAUCGGGCGGUAAAGUAACGAAGGCCGCCGAAAAGGCCCAGAAGAAGAAAUAACUAGAGACACAGCAACAUCCGUCACUAGUUGUAGAAGCAGAGGAAUAUGAGUAUGAGCUAGCAGUACUAACAACAGCAGCAGCAGCAGCAGCAGCAGCAGUAGCAGUAGCAGCGAUAAAAAUGGAUAUCCAAUUCUCUACGUUAUUAUUAGAAGAUAAUAAUUAUGAUGAUUAUGAAGAUGAUGCUGACCGCGUACAUGACGACGACGAUGGUGUGAUGGUAACGGCGUGGCUGAAGAAAAAUCUUUCAUUAUUAUUAUUAUUAAAUAAUAAUCUAAGAAUUAAUAUUAACGAUAAACUACCACUUAACCAUGCUUGUACUGAUAAAACUUAUAAUUGUAAUAAUUUAAAACAACGCGGUAUCGUCAGUCCACUGUCCAGCGCGGUGGAUCCGAUUGUCAACAACCUGGAACUGUUCUCCUCCAUCGCACGAUGGCUCGAAGGUGGCCAUCCGGUACCGGCGGUUGCCACGCGCACACCCAAAGACAUUGGCGAAGGCCGAGCGGAUAGGGCGGCAUCUGCAAUGAGCGUGAAAAGCUCCGGCUAUAUCUCUUCCCUCAAACCAUCGCCCUCACUGUCACUAUUCUCAUCGGUCACUAAUUUAUUUUACCACCAUCGCAAAGCAUUUCGGAGGAAAAAUGGCGACGGCCGGAACACGGUCGCUGCAGCAAUGAGGCAGCCUGUUGACGAGACCGUUGGCAGAAGCUGGCAUGGCGGCCCGACCAGCACCAUCAUGGACGACGCCAGCCUCCUUCAGCCCGACACCAUCGCAACCGUCUACGUCCUUAUGCACAGCAUCAUCUUCGUUGUCGUUGCACUUGCAAUUAGCAACAUGAUCGCCACCGCUACCGUAGUGUUAGUACAGUUCCGAACCAACCAAUUGGGUUCAUUACGAUCAUGAUGAUAUUUUGAACGGCAAUGGCGUAUUAGCGAUACCAUCAGUAACUGAAUAGCCGAAUCAGCGGUAUGUUUGUUUUUAAAUUCCACCAUCAAUAUCGAAUCGAUACCUGAGCAUAAAACAAGAAGGGGAGCCUAAACACAGGCAAUGAAGGAAAAAAAAGACAAAAGUAUGGCAAAACAUUUUACGAAGAACAACAAAUACGCUCCUCCAAUGUAGGGCACUA